Camelina sativa (false flax) is the source of this 366-nucleotide messenger RNA. Lineage: Eukaryota; Viridiplantae; Streptophyta; Magnoliopsida; Brassicales; Brassicaceae. The record is from RefSeq and is a predicted model, not a curated record.
UUCUUGGCAUGCAGUCUUGUGAGGGGACGGAGACAGUUGCGAGCAACGCAAGGUCACACACAAGUUUACUAUCAGGUUUGUACAUAGGGAACGUGAAAGUGUUGGUGAAGGCACAAUUUGGAAUGGACAGCUCAAAAGAAAUUGUAAUGAAACUGGCUGUUCGAGCAGAGGAUCCAUCUGUCAGCGAUGCGAUUCACGCACUUGUUGCCAACGGCUAAACAUAUCCAAGCGUUCUUUGCUAGAGAAAGACAUCGAGAGAAUCUAUAACUAUAUGAAUUUUCUUAUACCCUGUUGGUAUUUUGAUGUUGCCUCAACAUUUUUGGUGUUUGCUACGUUUUACCAUUAGUAUAAAUAUUCUUUUGAGCA